AUGGCAGUUUAUCUGGACGAUGGUGCCAUUGACAGUUCAUUACAACUCCAUAAGGCACAUGUAUUAGAAGUAUUAAUUAUAGAACUCAGUCGACAAUGUCCUGUUGAAGUUGAUGUCGGAAAGUGCAUUGCUAAUGCAGUUGAUCGUAAGAUUUUUGUUGAUGUUCCUUCUCUGGUUUGCUUCCCGUCCCUCAAAUAUCUUUAUCUUUUCCGUGUGGUAUUCAAAGAUGAUGACUCUCUUGCUAGGCUUUUAUCGAAUUGUCCUAUUCUCAAGCUACUGUAUGUGGACCGACUUGACCAAGACAACGUGAGAAACUUUAGUAUUAAAGUGCCUUCUCUAAAGACCUUAUGGUACAAUUAUUUGCCGGCACACAUUUUAGAGGGAUCUUUGGUUAUAGAUACCCCGAAUGUAAAGAAAAUGUUCAUCUCAGAUAACUCUGGAAAUUCAUGCUCGAUUGAAAACAACCCUCGCUUUGAUGAAGCAGGUAUCAACUUUUUUUGUAACCCUGAUGACAAGUUUAUGAGAUCUCUUUCUUCGGCCAUGAAUCUCGAAAUAAUUUUGACACAGGAACGGUACGUAUCGUUCUUUUAA
This is a messenger RNA of Eutrema salsugineum, 591 nucleotides long. Its product is annotated as putative FBD-associated F-box protein At1g05080. The record is from RefSeq and is a predicted model, not a curated record. Bases 1 to 591 code for a protein of 196 amino acids. NCBI's taxonomy places the organism in Eukaryota, Viridiplantae, Streptophyta, Magnoliopsida, Brassicales, Brassicaceae. The transcript has 3 exons.